This is a messenger RNA of Diversispora eburnea, 246 nucleotides long. Lineage: Eukaryota; Fungi; Glomeromycota; Glomeromycetes; Diversisporales; Diversisporaceae. The record is from the annotation of a GenBank genome assembly.
AUGCCACCUAAAAGUAAAAACAUGCAUGCUGAAACUAUAAAACAUUUGUGGGACAUUGGUAUAAGGAAUACAAUAGGAACAAUGAAUGAAAUUUGUAAAAUUGCUAAAGAAAAUUCUGAAAAUCUCAUUGCAAGUCUUCAAGCUUCAAUCAACUUAAUUAGUGAUGUGUUCAAUCAUCAAUCACUUAAAAAUGAAUCAUUUGAAAUAUUUACCACAGCAUCUGAAACAGAAAUAGAAAGAUUCUAG